AGUAUUGCUCAAUCUUUGUUGUGGUUCGAAGUUUCAACUUAUUUCGUCAUGUUUUAUGUUGAAUAUGUUUUAUUUGAAUUUUGAUUUCGGCCAGAUGCUGAAUUAAGGAUGUGUUGAUCAUUUAAAAACGUACAUAUUAAGAAAUAUUCAGCGCCCUAACACUGUACAGUUGUCACGCAGACUGUCAAAGAGUGGGCUUAGUCUAACACAGUUUCUGACAUCAGCAGUCUGUUCAACGUUUACAGCUUUAGGCAGAUACUUCCAUGUACAUGUAGCUGUAUCUCAACGCUCCAAAAAAAUAAGUCUUUGGAACAUGGAAGAGAGUUCAGUGCCAUCUCCUGAGCAGAAAGUCGCUGCCUCGGCCUCAGGUCCAAACCGUCAGUGUACAGAAACUUUCGGAGAGGACGAUGGAGACAGAAACCUAUCAGGCAGCGAACAAACACUGGACCCUGCUCUACUGGAAAUUAAACGUAAAUGGGAAUUAGAGCAGAAGGAAUUAAAGAAAAAGAUUAGCUUAGAGGAUGAUCGUAAUGUAGAGAAGAUGAUAUCAAAUCCAGACGCAGACACAUUCUAUAUAGGAGGAAUGGACAUUUCUUUUGUCAAAGGGGAUGACGUGAAUGCAUGUGCAGCAUUAGUUGUCUGCUCUUUUCCUGACCUUGAGGUUGUGUAUGAGGACUACCAAAUGAUCCAGCUUACCCAGCCUUACAUUCCUGGGUUUCUGGCGUUCAGGGAGACGGAUUUUAUGAUACAGUUGUAUAACAAUGUCAAGGAAAACAACACUCAAUACACACCACAAGUCAUCAUGGUAGAUGGAAAUGGAAUUUUGCACCCAAGAGGGGUGGGAUCCGCCUGUCAUCUUGGAGUUUUGCUGGAUGUUCCGUGCUUAGGAGUGGCAAAAAAUCUAUUCCAUAUAGAGAAUGACAUUGACAGGAAUGAAGAACACAUGGAACAGAUUGCAAGUUUGAAGCAGAGUGGAGACACUUUCCCUUUAGUUGGAUCUUCAUCAGGAAUUACAUAUGGAAAGGCCCUAAAAAGUUGUGAAAAAGCCACAAAACCAGUGUAUGUUUCACCAGGACAUAAGAUCAGCAUAGACUCGGCCACAGAACUAGUUCACCGGUGCAGUAAAUACAGGGUCCCAGAACCGAUCCGUCAGGCUGACUUAAAUUCCAGAGAGUAUCUGAGAGUCAAUUUCAAAGAUGGUUCUUAGUGAUAUACAGAGAAAAAAGUGCACAUGUGAUAUCAUUGGCUGAAUAUUUUACCAUGAUCAUAUUGAAAUAUGACAUGUGUUCAAAAGGGAUAGAUGCUUUACAAGUGUUUUUACAGGAUAUGGAGUUCUUGGUGGUAUUAUUUUAAUAGUUAUAUAUAUAGUUUACUAACAGUAGUACAUUUGAUGUGAUAUAUCAGUAAAUGUCAUAAUCUACAAGCUGUAUGUGAUAAAGAAACUCCUUUUUAUAUGCUAGCUCUUUAUGACAGAGAAAUUUUACAGUACAAUGUACUUCAGAAAAUUUACAUCUGUCUAAGAUAAAUUGUUGUGUAAAAAUGAUUCAUUUCGAGUUUGAAAUGACGAUUGUGAUUUGUAUGCUGUUAUUGUUUUACAAUGUAAAGUGGUAUACAUGUAUAUAUGAUUGUGAGUUUUUGUAACUACAUGUAUGUGAUGUAAGUUAUAUUUAUUUAUCAUAUCAAUUUUAUAAAAUCUACUGUAACAUGUUUUAUAUGCUACAAAAUUACAUUGAUCCAUUGCCUUGACUCAUUAUGUAAAUACUGGUAUUCUCUCACAAAGAUAAAUACUACAAUGUGUGUAUAUAUACUAGUAUAUGACAUAUGCUCUCAGGUUAUAUAAAUAUCUAGUUGCAUGAUAUAUUUUUAUUCAUAUAUUUAAAAUAAGUCCUCAGAGUUUAUCAGUUUUGAUACAUGCAUAUUAUUUAUAUGGGAGCUAGUUGUUUAUACAUGUGUACAUCCAUCCAAAUGGCAUUCCAAACAAUUUGUUUUUCUUGUUUAUCUCUUGAUGUAUUUUGAAUUCAUAUUACAUUUUAUAAUAUUAAUUUUAGCUCACCUGAAAAUGACAGCUGUUUGUUACUUUAUAUGGCUCAGGUGAGUAAUGAGGCUCCUGGGCCUCUUUUUUAUAGUUUGUCAAAAACUAGACUGAGUUAAUCAGUUGGACACGAAGUAUGCAGAUAAUAAAUGGUAUAGAUUUA
Magallana angulata is the source of this 2195-nucleotide messenger RNA. Its product is annotated as endonuclease V-like. Bases 314 to 1207 code for a protein of 297 amino acids. Gene Ontology annotation, cellular component: nucleolus; cytoplasm. Gene Ontology annotation, biological process: DNA repair. Gene Ontology annotation, molecular function: single-stranded RNA binding; RNA endonuclease activity producing 5'-phosphomonoesters, hydrolytic mechanism. Lineage: Eukaryota; Metazoa; Mollusca; Bivalvia; Ostreida; Ostreidae. The record is from RefSeq and is a predicted model, not a curated record. The transcript is spliced from 9 exons.